ACCACACACAAACCAAACAUGAAGGCCUUUAUUGUGUUCGCCUGCCUGGCUGUAGCGACGGCCCGUGCCGGAAUCGCGCACGGCGGUUACGGUGGCCACGGAGGCUACGGUGGCGGUUACGGCGGACACGGAGGAGCGGGACUCAGUGGUGGACUCGCCGCCGGUGCCGGAACCGCCAACUCCCUCCAGGGUGGUGCUUCCAGCUUGGGAUCGGGAGGUCUUGGCGCUAGCUACGCCGCCGGUGCCGCUUCGGCCGCCGGUGCUGCGGGAGUCCAGCAGAUCGUCUCCGGAGGAGUUCUCGGCGGAAGGGCCGACAUUGGACCCGCUGAGGGACCCAAGGCCAACGUAGGACCCCAGAGCGGCCCGUCCGACCUCGUCGGACCCCAGGAGGGAGCCAAGUCCGUCGGAGGACCCCGUACCGGACCGUCCAGCCUUGUUGGACCCGCUGCCGGACCUUCCACCCUCGUAGGACCCAGCCAGGGAACCGCCACCCUCGUCGGACCCAGCCAGGCCACCGCUAACCUCGUCGGACCCAGCUACGGCGGCGUCGCCUUCUACGCCGGAUCCGGUGGCAUCAACGGUGACGACGGUAGCUCCGGCUCCGCCGCUGCCGCCGCUCCCGGAGGUCUUGGUGGUGGAUAUGGUGCUGGUGCCAUCGCCGUGAUCGGUGGUGGACACGGAGGCAUCCACGGUGGAAUCGGUGGCCACGAUGCCGGAGUCGCCGUCAUCAACGGACCCAGCGGCGCCAUCCACGCUGGUCUCGGCUCCCACGGAGCCAUCAUCCCCGGCCCCAUCCAUGGCAAGUGGUAGACGGUCCUAGACCACAGCGAUCUCGGCUCGGCGACGGCGGCAAACCCACCAUAGUCUAACCGGUCAACGAUCCUCAGCGCGCUCAAUCUCUCUCUCACUCUCUGUCUGUUCUCUACUUCUCUUCUCUCUACUCUACUUCUCUUCUACUCUCUGUCUGCAUCUUCUCCGAAUCUGCUCUCUACGACUAUCUCUCUUCUCGCGCGUGCACCACCAGCAGCAACGCCGACACCGCAGAUAUGCACAACGACAACCACAGCAUCACACAUACACACAGGGCGGAGCCAAGACUAGCGGGACAGUUGCAGAGGGGAGACACGACCGUCGUCGCGGCGCGACGAGAACGCACAUCUCACACGUAUUCUCAACUAUCACUUAUUUAGUCAAUUCCCAAGUUCAGUCUCUCGUCGACUAUCGGGAAAAAUCUUGCUGCCUGUCGUUUUCGUUUUCUCUUUUUUAUUACAUUUUUUUGUACUCUUUGUUUUCUCUUGUAUACUCUCCUCAAAGUCCGAAAUUCCAACCAACCAACCGCGAGCGCGCACUCCGGUCCAGCAUACACAGACAACAACACAGCAUACAACAUACAAUCAAGUGCAGCAGCAGUGCGUCGUGAUUCACACAGACACACACACAUACCAAGCAUCUCUCAUCGAGGCGGAUAUCGGGAUCGGAGGCGCCAACGCCACGGGCCUUAGUUAGCUGGACGAGUCGCUCGCCUGGUGUGCUCUCGCUCUCAUCAUCAUCGACAUCGGAGACCAACGCACCCGGCGACGCACACACCCACACAACCACAAGUGUAUACGUGCACCGAACGUAUAUCUACGCACACGCACACACACGAGCGCGCACAGUCAUACGCAUACUUCAACGAGCGGACCUGGCCCCGCACAAGCGGCCCGUUCUGUUUUCUAGAGCGGCCGACGAAGGACAUCCUCGGCCAGCAACACCAAGCAUCGCUCUCUCGAGUAUGGCCGAACGUGUAACGUGCUGGUUAUGUGACUUUGUUCUUGUAUUAUUGUACUGUUGAUGAUUCUCUCGAGUCGAGGCACACGACAACACGCUUACGCGCUCUCGCAUCUCGGAGCGGCGCGGUGUUCGCGUGCGCGCCUUGUUCCUCACUGUUGUUAUUGCCGUACCGUGCACCCACGCGCUCACACACAGUCACACACAGUCACUCACACGCUCCACACUCAACGUACAUAGAUACAACUCUUUUUUUAUUAUUACAAUACUCGUCCAUGUGCAUAGAAUGUGCCACACUACCUUAACUACUACUACUUCUCUUCUUCGACUUCUUCUGUCACUAUAUUACGCAGAUACACGUACUAUUAUGCCUACAUGUGUAUACCCGUUUUUAUACGUAUAUAUAUACAUAUUAUGCAUAUACAAUGUUAUGUUUAGUGAAGAGGACCGGUAGAUUAUGGUAGGUCAGCCGUUCCCGUGAGUGAAUGAAUGUACAUAGAUGGCGCGCCGCCGCCGGCCCCCGACCCCGCCCGCCCUCGUCAUACCUUCUAUGCGAUCACGACUAGCACCCCACCACCAUAGAUAGAUGCCACGUAUUUAUAGCGUUUAUACAUUUAUACAAUACUUUAUAUAAAAAUAAAGCAUCAGUAUUUAAAACUCAA
Messenger RNA from Nasonia vitripennis (jewel wasp), 2432 nucleotides. RefSeq names its product apidermin 3 (gene apd-3). Lineage: Eukaryota; Metazoa; Arthropoda; Insecta; Hymenoptera; Pteromalidae. The transcript is spliced from 4 exons. The coding region runs from base 19 to 810 and encodes 263 amino acids. The record is from RefSeq and is marked validated.